CAGCGCUGAGGCUGAAGCUGUUUGUUGCUGCGCCGCCACCGCCCGAACCAUGGUCCACGCUCCACUCGGGCUCUCUUAGCAGCAGCCGCCGCCGCCGCCGCCCUUUGAUCGCUGGCUUCACUUCCUCCUUUUCUUCUUGCUGAGCCACUUUCCUCCUAGAGCUAUGACCGUCGUCUCCGUUCCCCAGCGGGAGCCACUUGUCCUGGGCGGCCGCCUUGCGUCUCUGGGCUUUUCCGCCCGCGGUUACUUCGGGGCCCUCCCGAUGGUGACCACGGCCCCGCCGCCUUUACCCCGGAUCCCGGACCCCCGGGCACUGCCCCCUACCCUUUUCCUCCCUCACUUCCUCGGGGGAGACGGUCCUUGUCUGACCCCGCAGCCUCGCGCCCCUGCACCUCUGUCCAACUGUAGUCUAGCUACGGCGGGAGGCACCCCUCGGGCAGCGCCAAAGAAGCGGCGAAAGAAGAGGGUGCGAGCCAGCCCGGCGGGGCAGCUGCCCAGCCGCUUCCAUCAGUACCAGCAGCACCGGCCGAGCCUCGAGGGCGGGCGGAGCCCCGCGACGGGCCCGAGCGGAGCGCAGGAAGUCCCGGACCAGGCGGCCAAUUUGGCCCCAGGUCCUGCGGCCGCAACCCAAACUGAGGAAGCGAGCCCUUUCCCCGGCCAGCUGCCGCCCGCGGCGCCCGGCCAGCCCUUGUUCAGAAGAGAGGUUUUAAAAUCAAAGAUGGGAAAAUCGGAGAAAAUUGCCAUUCCCCACGGCCAGCUUGUUCAUGGUAUACACUUGUGUGAACAACCAAAGAUAAACAGACAGAAAAGCAAAUAUAACUUACCACUAACCAAGAUCACCUCUGCAAAAAGAAAUGAAAAUAACUUUUGGCAGGAUUCUGUUUCAUCUGAUUUACUCCAGAAGCAGGAAAAAAAGCCUUUUAAAAAUACUGAGAACAUUAAAAAUAUGCAUUUGAAGAAAUCAGCAUUUCUAACUGAAGUGAACCAAAAGGAAAAUUAUGCUGGGGCAAAGUUUAGUGAUCCACCUUCUCCUAGUGUUCUUCCAAAGCCUCCUAGUCACUGGAUGGGAAGCACUAUUGAAAAUUCCAACCAAAAUAGGGAGUUGAUGGCAGUACACUUAAAAACGCUCCUAAAAGUUCAAACUUAGAUCUCAGAUUGCAGUAUGUCUGUUAAACAGUUUUUUCAAAAUCCCUGGACUCUUGAAAAGAAAAUUGGUACAGAAAUGGAAAUUUGCCUUGUAACAUAAAAGUGCAAAAGAGGAGUUAAAAAAAUUAUAAACAACUUGUAUUAUAUUUUAUAUUUUGUAAAUACUGUAUACCAUGUAUUAUGUGUAUAUUGUUCAUACUUGAGAGGUACAUUAUAGUUUUGUUAUGAAAGUAUGUAUUUUGCCCUACCAGUUGGUAGGUGUUUUGUAUAUAUACAAUGGAGAAAUUUUAAGUGUGCUAAGGCACAUGGAAGACCGAUUUAUUUGCACAAGGUAAUGAGAUUUUUUUUAAAGAACAGCUAUGUAAUCUCAAGGUGAAGAUCUAAAUGUGAACAGUUUACUAAUGCACUACUGAAGUUUAAAUCCGUGGCACAAUCAUUGUAAACAUGGGGUUUGUCUGUGUUUCUCUAAAUUGAUUUCUGCUUUCUAAUCUGUAAUUACUGGAAAACUCCUGUUCCCAUUUUUACCAAACUUAAUUUCUGGUUUUUGGUUUAUCCAUUCAAAUUUAAAAUACCUCUAGUUUCAAUGCCAACAAAAUUGGUUGUAAUCAAAUUUUUAAAUAUAAUAAUAAUUUGGCCCCCCCUUUUA
Mustela lutreola (European mink) is the source of this 1792-nucleotide messenger RNA. It is a transcript of the gene PNRC1, whose product is annotated as proline rich nuclear receptor coactivator 1. Lineage: Eukaryota; Metazoa; Chordata; Mammalia; Carnivora; Mustelidae. Gene Ontology annotation, cellular component: nucleus; P-body. Gene Ontology annotation, biological process: nuclear-transcribed mRNA catabolic process, nonsense-mediated decay. The transcript has 2 exons. The record is from RefSeq and is a predicted model, not a curated record. Bases 164 to 1147 code for a protein of 327 amino acids.